Labeo rohita (rohu) is the source of this 4164-nucleotide messenger RNA. RefSeq names its product partner and localizer of BRCA2 (gene palb2). The coding region runs from base 116 to 3850 and encodes 1244 amino acids. The record is from RefSeq and is a predicted model, not a curated record. The transcript has 13 exons. Gene Ontology annotation, biological process: double-strand break repair via homologous recombination. Gene Ontology annotation, molecular function: DNA binding; protein binding. Gene Ontology annotation, cellular component: nucleoplasm. Lineage: Eukaryota; Metazoa; Chordata; Actinopteri; Cypriniformes; Cyprinidae.
CUUCAGUCAGAACUCGCGGGACAGUUGAGUGCGGCAAAAUAUUCCGCAUGUGUUGUCAGAUAAGAAACAAGUCAAAAUCAACUUUUGAGCCCAAACUUCUCUGUUAGUUUACAGGAUGUCAGAGGAGAUUCUCCCUAACGAAGAUAAAGAGACACUGAGAAGGCGACUGGAGCAGCUGAAGCAAGAGUAUGAGAAGACAGCACAGAGACUGCAGAGAGCAGAACGUCAUGAUGCAAUUCGCAGAAGCACACAGAACACAGUCUCUGAGGAGAACAGACUUACACAGAUUUACUCUCCACACACAUCUGAGCUGUCUUCUGUGGCUUUCCUCAUGCCGACAUCAGAAUAUUCAGAAAACCAUGAGAAUCUGCAAUUACAAACCAGCAUAGUUGAAGAAAAAAACAGCCUGCAAAAAAUCCCUGCCUUCCAAUUGGAGCUUGAUGAGAUUGCGUCCUCCCCGCCUUUGUACUCCCCGGUAUGCAAGCGAACCCCUGCCCACCGGCUGCGUUCUAAGCGCAGUCGACUGCGCCUACAGAACAAAGAGCGAGAAUCAGACACUGACAUCAGCCUAGAAAAAGAAAGAGAUGGAAGUGGAGAAAAUAUUAUUUGUGAAAAGCUGGACACUGAAAUAAAGGAGGGCAGUGAAUGUACUAAUAAAGCAAAUAGACUGAAAGGAGUGAGAAAACAUGGUAAGAUGGAAGAGAAGGACUGUGAAAAGAAAAAAGAAAAGAGGAUGUCAGCUGAGAGGGAGAAGAAUCAGGAUAGGCCAAUAGGAAUAGGAACAGUUGGUAAAAUUUCUAAGCCAUCACAAGAAUUGGAGAAUGAUAGGAAAAGAAAGGAACACUGUGUAUUAAACUGCUCUGCGAGCCAGUCAGAUAACAAACUGUCAGUGGUUUCAAGUGAAGAAAAUCAGAACGUUCACUUUAGCCAGGAAAAGAUUAAUGUUAAGGAAGAAUCACACUUAGGUUCAGCUGUGUCUAUCCAGACCUCAUCUGAGGCAGUACAGAUGACUGACAAAUCAGAACAGAUGCUUGAACAAACUAACCACUUGCGUAAAGACUCUAAUAUGGGUUAUGAUGAUAGGACAGACAUUAAACAAUCUGGCAUUCUGGACUCUUGCACGCUGGUUGAGGGUUUACCAUUUCCCGUGGAGUAUUAUAUUCGGACGACAAGGCGCAUGGCUGCAUCUCACAGCUCUGUUGAUCUAGACGCUGUCAUUUACAGCCAGCUCACCGGGGGGCGGGGCAGACGCAGGCUCAGCCAAUCGCAGACGAGUUGUAGAGGUCACAUUACCCCAGAACAUUCAAUCUGCAGGUCCACUGACCAGACCAGACGUGGAGGAAAAGGUCAGAGAGGGAGAAGAGGCCGUCCAAGAAAGUCAUGUGCCAAAGCUGCUCUUGAUGCUGCGAGUGAUUCUCAAGCAGAUUCUGAAUCUUUUAUGGAAUCAAAGUGCACAUCUCAUACUGAAUCACCCAGCCAAUCAGAAUUGGUCUUUGGAAGGCUAGAGGCAGAGUCUCAGCCAAUCCAGUCUCUUGGGCCUACAGUGAGUUUAAAGCCAAGUCCAGAGCAGGGAGAUACUCAAGAUUUUAAGCAUCUUCCAGAUUCUCAGCUUUGCUUUGAUACCCAACUCCUCCCAGAUUCAAAUCUGUACCCUAUUUUCAGAAGAAAACAGGGCCAAACUGGAAGAGAGUCUCAGACAGAUCAGUCACCUCUUCUGCCAUCAUUAGCUUCGCUCAUUCAGGCUCUUCAAGAAAAGGAUAAGAAAACUGGACUGCUGACUGCUGUUGAUUUCCAGGAUUUCCACCUACCUGAUGAGGAUUUUGGACAACUAAAGUUGGAAAGAUUGCGCUUGUCUACUUCCAUCGUAGAACCUUUUGGACAGCGUCCUCUAGUGUACAAUACACGGCAGAGCAGCAGGCGCCAAAGAAUGAGUGGGAGAAUUAAUAAUUUUGAAGCAUGUUACUCAGUGGGUGAACUAUUUACUCCAGAACCCAUAAUUACCUCUUCUCUUGAGGAUAGUUUACCUCUGUGUCAGUCAGACCCUGCUGACCAGUCACAGACAGAGAUACAAAAGGACCUCAAUGCUGUAAAUGAAACAGGGACCUUCUCCUCAGAUCUGAUGGACAGUAGACAGUUUGGCAAAGCUGAACCAGACAGAAGCAUAAAUAAUGAGAAAAAAGAUAAGGCCCAGCUUAAAUCCUUAGAAACGGAAAACAUUAACAAGAUUCAGUCACAAACUCAGAUGCAAAACGACAGCAACUCACUUUGCCCCGUGAUUCUAAGUUUGAGCCCGUCUCUGACAUCACACACGCAGAAAGGUCAAGAUCCCGUCCUUCCAUCUUUGGGAAUGUCUCCUCACUUUCUGACUCCAGGUUCACCAUUAGAUCUCCCGUCACCUCUUUUUUCGUCCUCUGGUUUCCUUAGGUCUCCCUCUUCAGUCACACUUAUGGGAUGUGUGUCUCCAGAAUCAGUCUCAGCUAAAAGAGGGGACAUCAAAAAUCUUAACUCUGCUAAAAGUGGAGAUCAGGGAGGUUCUGAAACACAGAAUCAAACUCAAAUUAGUCAAGAAGCAGUGACAGACAUUCAAAAUACUGUGAAACCACAUACACCGUCCCAAAACAACACUCCACUGGAAACUAAAUCCUCAUGCAUCUCAGAAAAUGAACAGAAACGUGAAUGCAGUGAUGAUAUGGAAAGCAAUCAUGAGUGUGGAAAUAAGAUCAGUUGCACACCAGAAAAUGAAGUUCAUCUUCACAAUAUUCCUGAAGCAGUGAGUAACACUGAUGCGUCCAACGACCGGACAUUACUACAUGAGAAAACCCUAACUGCCACUUCACUCACUGAUGAAGUUCAUUGUUCUGCAGUCCUGCAGGAGAUGCACACUUUCAAGGCACUGGAGGGCGGAUGCGUGUUGGAUUUGUGUUUGGUGCGAUGGCCAUCGGAGGACUGGUGCAUAUGUGUGGCAGGAGAAUGGAGCGUUUGCCUCUGGGCUCAGAGGAAAGGAAAUCAGUCAUGGAGUCUUGUACACACCUGGACAUUUCCACAGACCGUCAUGUCUUUGCAAGCGAUUCCAGACACUUCGGGACUGCUUUGUGUAACUCUGGGUCACUUGGAAAUCACAGAGGCAAGGAUGCUCUGCUGUCCAAGUGCGGAUGGGCCGUUCUCUCAGAACGCAGUGUGCAAGGACACGUUACAAGCAGUGUUAGGUGUGUCUAAUUGUCGGCUUGUGUGUUGCUCCACCCCUGGAGAUCAACAGAGAGUCAGUGUGUUGACAGUGACUCAAGAGGGAAGGGUAGUGAACACUCUUCCCCUGGUCUCUGCCAAGCAGAACAUUCGGACCCUUGCAGCUGUAGAGGGUGAAAAAGAUGCUCUGAUUGGUUGGACAGAAUGUAAAACUCUGCUUAUAUGGAACAUGAAAACAGGCCACCUGCUUCAGUCUAUACACCUGGAAAAGACUUUAACCAUGACAAACUGCAUGAAGGGAUAUUCUUACAGAGGCGUGCUGUGUGUGUUACUUCAGAAUGCAGGAAAUGUGUGUGAUGAGAAUAACGCAUCGCUUUUUACUCUGAUUGCCACAAAUCCUCUCACUGGCAAACACAUCACACUGACCUCUAUCAAAUGUCCUGAUCAACACAAACACCAGUUAAUAGAUGGUGAUGUCUUGGGCUCUGGGCUUGUUGGUGUUUUCCAGUCUGGUCAUCUUGCUGUUUGGGAUCUCAGAGGACACGUGGCUAAAGUUGUUAGUGUGCUGGAUGAGUUGUGUCGACUAGCUCGAUGGGCAGGGCCAAACACGUUGCUGACUGGAUAUCUGAAUGGGGAUGUUAGUGUGUUUCAUUAUAAAUCUACAUAAACAGACCAUACAUCUCUAUUUAGCAAAAUGUUUACCAAAUAACUAUUACUUGUUAAUAAAAUAAAAAUGUUCAUUAGUGCAAUUGUUGAAAAAAGUAAAACAUUGAAAAUGUUUCAUUAUUACACAAGCUAAUUGUUGAUUACAGUUAAUAUAAGAAAACCAGAGAAAUAUUUGUACUAUUUGGGUGUGAUAUGUAAAAUACGUUUUACAAAAUAAAAUAUAAAUCUGUAAAAUUACAUAAACAAUUUUAAUGUCUUUAAUGUUGAGAUUAAAGUUUUUAGUUGAGAGAAUGUCAAACUGUAUAAUUUUUUAUU